UGACCGAAUCAGGGAGCCGGAAUAUCGACAUCGUAUGUUUGUUCGCUGACAUUACGUUAGAAGACGGAGAAAUGUAUAAAAGAUUUUGCCAUGAGCAGUUUAGCAUCAGUCGCUCAUCAGCCACCGACGUACACCAAAUUCAAAAUGAAAAUUAUCUUUGUCGCCCUUGCCCUAGUGGCCGUCGCCGUCGCCGCUCCCGCCGCUCCCUCCAAUACAGCGGAACCCGUGAAAAUCCUGAGGAGCGAAUUUGACCAACAGCCAGAGGGUGCUUACGUAUUCAGUUUUGAAACUGAAAAUGGAAUUACCCAAAACGAAAAUGGUGAAUUGAAACAAGUCGUCGACGAGGAGAACAAGCCUCACACGGUGGUGGUAGUCCGGGGCUCCUACUCCUACGUGAACCCCGAGGGCAAGUCAGAGACCAUCAACUAUGUCGCGGACGAGACCGGAUUCCACGCUGAAGGUGACUCCAUCCCUAAACCCGCUAGAAAGUGAACACCCCACUCCGAUCGACUAUCGAAUAAACCCUAAGCAAUCUUAUUGUUUAUUCGAUUAGACGAUUGAUAAGUCACUAGAAUUAAGGAUUAAUCUUGUUUCAACCUUAGAGCAUGCCACUGGCCGUUUUUGCUCGUUACAAGAUUUCACACUGCCAUAUUUUUGUACUUUUAUGUUAUUUUUGUUACGUUUUUAUACAUGAAUGUGGAAUUGUAAAUAAAGAUUUCAAAUGAUA
Messenger RNA from Plodia interpunctella (Indianmeal moth), 727 nucleotides. It is a transcript of the gene CPR46, whose product is annotated as larval cuticle protein 1-like. Gene Ontology annotation, molecular function: structural constituent of chitin-based larval cuticle. The transcript has 3 exons. Gene Ontology annotation, cellular component: chitin-based extracellular matrix. The record is from RefSeq and is a predicted model, not a curated record. NCBI's taxonomy places the organism in Eukaryota, Metazoa, Arthropoda, Insecta, Lepidoptera, Pyralidae. Bases 91 to 492 code for a protein of 133 amino acids.